CAGUUUUCGACCGUGAGCGUGGCAUCGUCGUUUUGUUGUUUUUGUCUAUAUUGGUAAACAGGCGAUCUGGUGAAAGUGUAUGUUUGGCCCUGUUUUUUAUUUUUAUUUGGAAACCAUUGAACUAACACAUUGCACUGAUGUCGACCACCAGUAAGAAGCACCAGGACUUCGUGGACGAGCCGAUGGGCAACAAGGCGGUGACGGCUCUGCCGGGGAUCGGAGACGCUCUGGGCACGAAGCUGCAGAAACAGGACUUUGACAAGGCCUACAUGGUGCUCGGUCAGUACCUGGUGCUCAAGAAAAACACUGAGCAGUUCACUGAGUGGCUGAAAAAGGCCAGCGGCGCUAAUUCCCGGCAGGCCGCCGAGUGCACUGAGAGUCUGCACGAGUGGUGCAACAACUUCCUGUGAGCCGCCACUCCCCGCCUGGACACGCCCACUUCCUGCAUGGACACGCCCACUUCCUGCUGAAACUCCUGAAUGCUGUGGCUGAGUUGGGUGACAUUGUGUUUACAGUGAUGCCCUCUUCUGCUGCACUGCCAGCUUUGUGUUUUCUAAAAUAAUCUGUAAAAGUGGCUUUAUUGGAGAAUGUCUAAAUAAAGGCAUAU
Molecule: messenger RNA, 607 nt
Organism: Myripristis murdjan (pinecone soldierfish)
Lineage: Eukaryota; Metazoa; Chordata; Actinopteri; Holocentriformes; Holocentridae
Product: barrier-to-autointegration factor-like
Exons: 3
Coding region: 138-410 (90 amino acids)
Biological process (GO): chromosome organization
Cellular component (GO): nucleus; condensed chromosome
Molecular function (GO): DNA binding
Source: RefSeq, a predicted model, not a curated record